Messenger RNA from Amaranthus tricolor (Joseph's coat), 1568 nucleotides. RefSeq names its product signal peptide peptidase 2. NCBI's taxonomy places the organism in Eukaryota, Viridiplantae, Streptophyta, Magnoliopsida, Caryophyllales, Amaranthaceae. Gene Ontology annotation, cellular component: cytoplasmic side of endoplasmic reticulum membrane; membrane; lumenal side of endoplasmic reticulum membrane. Gene Ontology annotation, molecular function: aspartic endopeptidase activity, intramembrane cleaving. Gene Ontology annotation, biological process: membrane protein proteolysis. The record is from RefSeq and is a predicted model, not a curated record. The coding region runs from base 314 to 1351 and encodes 345 amino acids. The transcript is spliced from 12 exons.
CCCAAUUCAUAAAACCCUAAUUAAAUUUUCAUAACUUUCCUAUUUAGAUUUGAUCUUAUACUUUUCUGUUUGGGGAAUUAAAACUGAAAAUCAUAAAUACAUUUUCAUUUAUCCCCCAUUUUCCCUCUCUCUCUAGUUUCUCGAUCUCCGACGUUGAAUAAUUUUGGGGGAGAGAAAAUAAAAUACUUUCGUAGAAAUUAAUCAGAUCUAAUAAAAGUGUAAGAUUUUACGGCGUAAGACGGAUUUACAAAUUUUUGUAGUAGAGGAAUAACUGAUAAUCUGUAGUUGAAUAGAGUAUAAAAUUGUUGGAGAAAUGAAGAACUUCGAGAAAUUAGCGAAUCUCGCUCUUGCAGGAUUGUCUUUGGCACCACUUGUUGUGAAUGUGAAUCCAAAUGUGAACGUAGUAUUAACAGCUUGUCUUGCUGUAUAUGUUGGGUGUUAUCGGUCAGUUAAGCCAACACCACCAACUGAGACCAUGUCCAAUGAACAUGCUAUGAGAUUCCCAUUGGUUGGCAGUGCAAUGUUGUUAUCUCUGUUUUUGCUGUUCAAGUUCUUUUCGAAGGACUUGGUCAAUGCCUGUCUGACAUGUUAUUUCUUUCUUCUUGGAAUAUUAGCCUUCUCUGCAACACUGCUACCUGCAAUAAAGCGUUUUCUGCCAAAGCACUGGAAUGAAAAUGUCAUUGAAUGGCGCUUUCCUUAUUUCCGUUCUUUGGAGUUCGAAUUCACAAGGUCUCAGGUUGUUGCUGCAAUUCCUGGAUUCUUCUUUUGUGUUUGGUAUGCUGCAAAGAAGCAUUGGCUUGCCAACAAUAUCUUGGGAUUGGCCUUCUGCAUCCAGGGAAUUGAAAUGCUUUCACUUGGUUCUUUCAAGACUGGUGCCAUUCUCUUGGGUGGACUUUUUUUGUAUGAUAUCUUUUGGGUCUUCUUUACUCCGGUAAUGGUUAGUGUAGCCAAGUCCUUUGAUGCACCUAUAAAGCUUUUAUUUCCCACAGGAGAUGCAGCAAGACCAUUUUCUAUGCUGGGACUAGGAGAUAUUGUUAUCCCUGGCAUCUUUGUGGCAUUGGCAUUGCGAUUUGAUGUUUCCAGAGGGAAAGAUAGCCAAUACUUCAAGAGUGCUUUCUUUGGAUACACUGUUGGCCUGGUCCUUACAAUUGUUGUGAUGAAUUGGUUUCAAGCUGCACAGCCUGCACUCCUUUACAUUGUACCAGCCGUCAUUGGCUUCUUGGCAGUGCACGUAGUGUGCAAUGGUGACACCAAACCGUUGAUGGAAUUCGACGAAUCAAAGAUGGCGGCGGAUAUUGCUGCUAAAGACCAGGAUAAGGCAAACUCCCCAUCUAGUAAGAAAGAGGAAUAGGAGUCUUGACUGAAAAACACCUAGGUUGCAGCUCCGAACAUAUGUUUCUUCCGGUGCUGAAAUUUCUCGAAAUUUCGGGCCAUUUCUAAGUUAUGUGCCUUCACACAGUACCCUUGUAAAAGAUAUUGUUAUAAUUGUGGAUACACCAUAUUAUCAACAGCCCUCAUGAUAGAAACAAAUCUCUUUUUACUUGUGCAUUACAUAAUUUUCUGAUCAA